AUGACAACUCUGCUGGUACCCGGUUCUGUCCAAAUAUGGAGCGAGACGGCUCCAAUGCCCAGAUCAAAAGACGCGUUCAUUGAAAUAGUAGAAAGAAAGAAGCACGUUAAACUGGUGAUCCAUUUUAGUGCUGAAGAUGUUAUAAAGCGCUUCCGGCUAACUGAUAAUCUCAGAAGUGUGGUGGUCAGAGCCCGUGAAGAAGACAACAGUUACAUGCACAUAACUUUCCAAGAUAACACCUUCAUAGUUAUUGAUAAAUUAUCUGACAGCAAUGCCGAACAGUUGAAGACAGUCCUGGACCUGGUCUAUGAAAACAAGUUUCCACCAUCUGUGGAACCUGGUGGUGAUGAGGGUGCCUUUUCUGGAACAACAGCACGGGAGGAAAAGGAAACUUCCUCUGACGAAGAUGAGGAACAAUGGCAAGGCCUCCCCAAUUUGGGCAACACUUGUUAUAUGAAUUCAGUCCUACAGUGUCUGUUUUCAAUACCAUCAUUUUGUGAUGACUUGCUCAAGCAGAGUAUUUCCUGGGGUAAAAUUCCCUUUGAUGGUUUUACCUUGUGCCUGAUUCAGCUGCUUGUUUUGAGAAAGUUGUACAACCAGAAAGUCAAGACAAAAUUACUUAAAAACAUGAAGAAAGCCAUUUCAGCAGUUUCUGAUGUCUUCUCUGAUGACGAUCAGAAUGAUGCUCAUGAGUUUUUAGGCAUUGGCUUGGAUAUGAUAAAAGAGCAUGUGAAAAAAUUAAAUACAGCUUCGGAGACUAACUCUGGAUUUCAGGAAGGAAAUCCACCUCAACAGGCUAAGAUCGUUUGUCCUGUCUCCAAUAAUUUUAAGCUUGGGUUGGAGAGCACUAUUGUUUGUGAAUCCUGUGAUCACGUGGUUGUUAGGGAAGAAGAGACUAGCUAUAUCUCUGUAAAUCUUCCCAAAACACCAAAAUCACGUCCAACAUCUCUUCAGGUAACGUUGGAUUGUCAUUUUGCAUCAGAAGAGCUUGAGUAUAAAUGUGGGCACUGUGACCACAUGAGUUCACUUGCGUUCCACAGAUUAAAUAGGCUACCCAGGAUCCUUAUCCUUCAUCUGAAACGCUAUCGCUUUAGUCAUGUUUCGUCCAUAAGAAAGAAUAUCCAGAAUGUCUUUAUUCCCAAGCAGUUAUGCAUAUCUUCCUAUUGCCACGAAAACACUAAACCACCUCUUCCCCUGGAAAAGCCUGUAGAUAGAGAGGAUCAGGAAGGUGAAAAAGUAGUUGAAGAAAUGGUUUCGAGAAUCAUCAGCCCACCGAAACCUUCAACACUAUUGGCCUCGAAAUCUAAAAAUUCCUUUACUCCAUCCCUUGGAUCAGACAAGAAAGCUGAAUCACCAGAAAGGCCAGGCAGGAAAGAGCAGCAUAAAACCCCAAAUAAAGGUUCUAAGCAGAGGGUAAAAGAAUCAGAAGCGUUAAGCUCCAAUUUAGGGGCAGCCAGUGAAAAAGAGAUGCUGGCAGCAGGUGAUUCAUUGAUGUGUCGGGAAGACCCCUCCCUUUCUGUGGCCCAUGAAGAUGAAAAUAAACCUGCCCGCCGCCGAGGCGCAGGUCUUGCAGGGGCUCGUCGUCGACGACGGGGGCCUAAAAAUCCAGAGCUUAAAAAAUCGAAGGAAACCAACACAUUUUCAGAGUUAGAUUCCAAACGUGCCAGAAUUCAAGAAAAAUCCCAACAAGUGGGUCAGGAUUCUGAUCAGAUGAUACCUUGUGAGCAAAUCUUUCAGCGGACACGGUCUUCAAAGCGUAAGAAGCCCAAUGUCCUGGAGGCUAAAGCGAAAUCCUCAGGUGCACGGGAUUCCAAGAAGCCCAGAAAGAGAGGUGGUUUAGGUCAGGAGAAGAAAGAAGCGAAAGCAGAACGAGGAGCAGGAGAAGGAGCACAAAGAAAAGCCCAGAAGACAGAUGAUUCUACCACCUAUCGGCUCAUCAGUGUCAUCACCCAUGUGGGGACUAACCUGGAUUCAGGCCAUUAUGUUACCGAUGUCUUCGACUUUGAGAAGCAGAUUUGGGUCUCCUUCAGUGAUCUGCAAGUAUCUAUCACACCAGAUAUCUCCACGAGGGAAGGUUACCUUUCUCCAGGGUACAUCCUCUUUUACAUGCACAAGGACAUCUUUGAAGAGCUCUUGAAAAGGGUAGGGAAUUCCCAGCUUCCCACCAAACCGGCAAAGAAGAAAUCUGAGAAAUAA
Molecule: messenger RNA, 2196 nt
Organism: Orycteropus afer afer
Lineage: Eukaryota; Metazoa; Chordata; Mammalia; Tubulidentata; Orycteropodidae
Source: RefSeq, a predicted model, not a curated record